This is a messenger RNA of Penicillium brevicompactum, 1593 nucleotides long. It is a transcript of the gene gfsA, whose product is annotated as glycosyltransferase family 31 protein. Gene Ontology annotation, molecular function: acetylglucosaminyltransferase activity. The transcript has a single exon. Lineage: Eukaryota; Fungi; Ascomycota; Eurotiomycetes; Eurotiales; Aspergillaceae. Bases 1 to 1593 code for a protein of 530 amino acids. The record is from RefSeq and is a predicted model, not a curated record.
AUGCCUCUAUUUCGAUUGAAGACGAUUUUCCCUUUGCUCGCGCUUGUGACAAUUGGAAUCUUCUUCUUUUGCAUGGAACGCUAUGACCGGUCAGCAUUCCUGCGAUUCAAGCACCCUGUUGAUCGGUCUGGGCUUGCAAACAAUAAGCCUCAAGUUCAACAGCCUGGGCAGCCCGAUUCCCAGUCUCCCAGCCACGCCACCUGUGAGGCUGACCCGAAACUCGCCGCUCCCCUGCCUUUCCCCGAAUGGCUUCCUCGCAAGAACUACACCCGUGCCUACUUCCGCCCCCGUCAUGUGAACCCCCGUACCGAGUUCCACACCCUGGAGGAAAUCGAGAAGCCUGUGCUCCCGCCCAUGGUUGUCAUGGAGCGCGGUAUGGUUGUCUCUCCCGAGAACAAGGAGGAGAACUUUGUCUGCCCGGAAAUUAUCGACGUUGAUGUGGCUGCUGAUGAUGAUGUUGAAGAAACCUCCAAGCUUCUGUUUGGUUUGGCUACUACUGUUGAUCGUCUGGACCGUCUGCUUCCCUCCUUGCUCUACUCCUACGGAAACACCAAGGCUGGCCUGAUCGUUCUGGUCCCCGAGUCUGAUGAUGACUUGGAGAAGCAGGAGACUUACUUCCGCAACCGUGGUUUGGACUUGACCCUCAUUGCUUCUCCUCUCGAUUUCACUGCCCGUUACUUCGGUAUGGUCGAGGCAUUCACCGAGCACAUUCGCAAGCACCGCCCUCACACCACCUGGGUUGGAUUCAGUGAUGAUGACACAUUCUUCCUGUCCCUUCCUACUAUGGCCGAGGAGCUCAAGCUCUUCGACGAGAAGAAGAAGCACUAUAUUGGAUCUUUGUCCGAGGCCAGCUGGCAAGUGGACACUUUCGGUCACAUCGCCUUCGGUGGUGCUGGUGUGUUUGUCUCGAAGCCUCUCCUCGACGUCUUGAUGAAGCACUACGACGAGUGCCAGUCCUGGGGCGAGCAGCCUGGUGACCAGAAGCUCGGCCAGUGCAUCCAGCGUUUCGGUGACACUUCCCUGACUUUGUGGCCCUCGCUUUACCAGAUGGAUAUGGCCGACCCCGUGGAUGGUGUUUACGAAUCCGGUCGCAAGAUCGAAUCCAUGCACCACUGGAACAGUUGGUACAGCAAGGAUGUGGUCAAGAUGACCACCGUAUCUGCUGCCGCAGGUCGCAAGUCUGUUCUGCGUCGCUGGGUCUUCGAUCAAGAAGAGACCGUUAACACCGCGACCGGAGAGACUCUCCGUCACUUCUGGGUUAUGACCAACGGUUACUCUCUGGUGAAGUACACAUACGAUGAGCACGUGGCUGAUGACGCCAUCAACUUCGAUGCUACUGAAAAGACCUGGCCCGAAGACCCCCGUGGUUACGAAGACCGCCUCGGACCCCUGCGUCCCGCGGAAGAAGACGGCAUCGCCAAGGACCGCUGGUUGCUGCGUGAUGCCUUUGUUGUCGGCGACAACGUGCACCAAUUCUACGUGCGCGAGGAAGAUGAGGGCCACAGCGUGAUUGAAAUUGUGUGGCUCGGUCCUAAGGGCGGCGGUGGUGGUGGUGUCAGCGAUCAUUACCUUCGCGGCACCAACCAGCAAUAA